AUGGCAAAGAAAGGGAAGUGGUUCAGUGCUGUCAGGAGAGUGUUCAGCUCCUCUGAUCCGGAGGGGAAAGAAGCUAAGACUGAGAAGGCAGACAAGCCUAAAUCCCGGAGGAAAUGGCCAUUUGGCAAGUCAAAGCGCUUUGAUCCACCCACCUCGACAGUGUCAGACAUCACUCCGGUAGCUCCAUCGCCGCUGCCGCUGCCUCUUCCUCCUACCCAGCCUCCUCAGCCACAGCCCGAGGAGAUAAAAGAUGUCAAGCCAGUCGAAACGGAGAGUGAACAAAACAAGCAUGCCUACUCUGUUGCGCUUGCCUCUGCUGUCGCUGCGGAAGCCGCUGCCGUCGCUGCCCAGGCCGCUGCUGAGGUUGUCCGCCUCACAGCAGUCCCCGCGGGCACAUCAAGGACACCUGUUUGCUCACAGGAAGAACUCGCCGCUGUCAAGAUUCAGACCGCCUUCAGGGGUUACUUGGCAAGGAGAGCACUGCGUGCACUCAGAGGACUUGUUAGGCUGAAGUCGCUAGUUGACGGAAAUGCCGUCAAACGCCAAACUGCCCACACCUUGCAUUGCACACAAACAAUGGCAAGAGUUCAAACCCAAAUCUACUCUAGAAGGGUGAAGAUGGAGGAGGAAAAACAGGCUCUUCAAAGGCAGCUCCAGUUGAAGCACCAAAGGGAACUUGAGAAAAUGAAGAUUGAUGAAGACUGGGAUCAUAGCCAUCAAUCCAAAGAACAGAUCGAGGCCAGCUUAAUGAUGAAACAGGAAGCUGCACUAAGACGAGAAAGAGCACUUGCAUAUGCAUUUUCUCAUCAGUGGAAGAAUUCUGGUCGAACUGUAACACCAACAUUCACAGACCAAGGGAAUCCUAAUUGGGGCUGGAGCUGGAUGGAACGCUGGAUGUCAGCAAGGCCUUGGGAGAACCGAGUGGUGUCAAACAAGGAUAAAGACGGUGCUCUGACAAAGAAUCCCAGCACUAACGCUGCUCGAACUUUUGUGCCCCGUGCUCUCUCAAUCCAGAGGCCUGCAACACCAAGCAAGUCGAGCCGUCCACCAAGCCGGCAAUCACCAUCAACCCCGCCAUCAAAGAACCCCUCUGUUGCAGGAAAAUUCAGACCUUCAAGCCCAAGAGAUAGCUGGCUAUACAGGGAGGAUGACUUGAGGAGCAUCACAAGCAUACGCUCUGAGCGCCCAAGGAGGCUGAGCACAGGUGGAGGCUCGAUCCAGGACGAUUCGAGCCUAACAAGCACCCCAGCUCUCCCCAGCUACAUGCAGUCCACAAAGUCUGCAAGAGCGAAAUCUCGGUACCACAUGGUAUUCGCCGACAAGUUUGAGGUCCCUGAUAGAGCAUCUCUGGUCCACUCAUCGAUAAAGAAGCGCCUAUCCUUCCCAGCUGCAGAGAAACCAAAUGUCACACCCGCAGAUAAGCUGAAGGAAAGAGCGAGGCGCCAUUCGGAUCCUCCAAAGGUGGAUCCUGCCUCCCUGAAGGAUGUCAAUGUUGCCUGA
This is a messenger RNA of Triticum turgidum subsp. durum (durum wheat), 1500 nucleotides long. The record is from the annotation of a GenBank genome assembly. Lineage: Eukaryota; Viridiplantae; Streptophyta; Magnoliopsida; Poales; Poaceae.